GUUGAUCUACCCUUUUUUGUUUCAUCACUCUGCCAUGCCAUGUUUACACACAACUCACACCAUGCGUAUUGAUCCACUAGUGUGAUACCUUUCCUUUUAAGGCUAUAACUUUGGUGAGAAACCAACAAAACUUUUUCACUACCGUUUAAUAUUCAAUCCUUUCUCUUGCUAUAAAUACCAGGCCAGGCCGUGUGGAUCUACCCACCUACUUGUGGUUUUACAAGUUAGCUGUUGUUUUUGAAAUCCAACUGCAAAUGGCCAUCUUCAAGUCUCUUUUGACUUCCCUGCUUCUUUCUCUGUUUUUACUUCGCUUUGCUGAGUCAUCCGAUCCACUGGUGAUCGAGAACAUGGUGGAGGAGAACUCUUUCAAUGAUAAGAAAAUAGAUUGCGGUAGGGCUUGUGCUGAGAGAUGCAAGUUAUCGUCAAGGCCUAACCUUUGCAAGAGAGCAUGUGGGACAUGUUGUUCUCGUUGCAACUGUGUUCCUCCGGGCACCUACAAUAACUAUGAUGUGUGUCCUUGCUACCGUGACAUGACCACCCAUGGCGGCAGACACAAAUGCCCAUAGCCUAAAACUCCUCUUCAUCAGCCUGUCGUGCUUCAAACUCGUAGUAAAUUAUAUAAUAAGAAUGUGAUGAUCAUAAUAACGAAUCACAAUAUAAGGCAUGGUUGUAACUACUUGAGCUUUAAUUAUAGUGAAGAUAUAUAUGUUUCUCGCUUCCUUUUGUCUUUAAUUACAAGUGAUUCUUGGAUUAUAUA
This is a messenger RNA of Gossypium raimondii (Peruvian cotton), 757 nucleotides long. RefSeq names its product gibberellin-regulated protein 1. Lineage: Eukaryota; Viridiplantae; Streptophyta; Magnoliopsida; Malvales; Malvaceae. Bases 255 to 566 code for a protein of 103 amino acids. The record is from RefSeq and is a predicted model, not a curated record. The transcript has 3 exons.